Gaeumannomyces tritici R3-111a-1 is the source of this 2097-nucleotide messenger RNA. RefSeq lists its product as hypothetical. Gene Ontology annotation, biological process: transmembrane transport. Lineage: Eukaryota; Fungi; Ascomycota; Sordariomycetes; Magnaporthales; Magnaporthaceae. The record is from RefSeq and is a predicted model, not a curated record. Bases 65 to 1693 code for a protein of 542 amino acids. Gene Ontology annotation, molecular function: transmembrane transporter activity. The transcript is spliced from 5 exons.
ACAACGAGACGACAUCUGCCUGAUCACUUAUCUGUGCCCUACUCCGACAUAGUCAUCCACGGCAAUGGCGCCCCCAGCCAAGCCCGUUCGUCUGGUGCGGAGCCAUGCCCACGCUGGAGACAUUCCCGGCACCGUCGACCUCACAGCUGCUGAGGGCGAUGACACCGCUUAUGGGCAGGCACUGUUCCCGGUCCCAGCCUUGGAUCCCAACGAUCCGCUUCAGUGGUCAAGCGUCAAGAAAUCCCUGAUCCUCAUCGCCUGCUCGCUCUACUCGUUCCUCUCCAAUACGGCCCUCCUCGGCCCGUCUGUUUACAUCGGCAUCUACGCCGCCGAGUUCAAUGUCUCGCCCAACGAGGCAUCGGGUCUAGUCAGCUACGCAAACCUGGCCUUUGGGUUCGGCUCGCUACUCUUUGUGCCGCUCUACCACAAGUUUGGCCGACGGCCCAUCAUGCUAGUCUCUCUGCUGUUUUACUGCGGCGGCCUGAUCGGCUGCGCCCAAGCCACAUCGUUCGCGACCCUGAUGACCUCGCGCGUCAUCCACGCCUUCGGCUCGAGCGUGUGCGAGGCCCUGCCUGUGCAGCUAGUCAACGACAUAUUCUUCCUGCACGAGCGCGGCAAGCGUCUGGGCUACUACACGAUCUGCCUCUGCCUCGGCGCCACCGGCCCGCUGUACGCCGGCUACAUGCUCGAGGGCGGCUACUCGUGGCGGCUCUUCUUUUACGUCGAGUUCGCCUUUGCCGUUGCCCUGCUGAUCCUGGCCUUUUUCGUCGUGGAGGAGACGUGCUAUCAUCGCGAUGAGGCGGCUGGUGCGAGUCGCGACGUGUCCGCAGGAGGUUCGGAUGGCGAGAAGCCGCCGGUGGCGGCCGAUACUGAGGAGAACGUGGGGGUCUCGGCCGAAGAGAACAUUCCACCCCGAAAGACGUUUGCCCAGACACUCAAGUUCUGGGGGGUCUGGGAGCACGACUCGGACUUUUUCAUCAUGAUCGCGAGGUCCUUUACCUACUUUCUGGUGCCUCACGUCUUUUGGGUGGUCACCACAUAUGGCAUCUACAUCGGCCUGGGUGCCCUCACCUUCAACUUCAUCUUCCCGCUCAAGGUGGUGCAGCCGCCAUACAACUGGUCCCAGACGGACGCGGGCCUGCUCGCCGUCGCAACCGUCAUCGCCUACGUGCUGGCCUUCUUCUUCACAUCGUCGUCGGACCGGCUCGCCGCACUCCUCACCAAGCGCAACGGCGGGAUCCGCGAGGCCGAGAUGCGACUCGGGGUCAUGCUGCCGGCCAUGGUGAUUGCACCCACAGGGCUCGUGCUGUUCGGGCUCGCGGCGGAGCGGAACCUACACUGGGUGGUGUACUUUUUGGGCGUGGGCUUUACGCAGUUCGCGUCCUACUUCUACUUCACCUUCACGCUCGCUUACGCCAUUGACAGCUACCAGUCCAACAUCAGCGAGAUGCUCAUUGCUAUGAACCUGGGAAAGCAGGCCAUCAGCUUCGGCAUGGGCAUCGACUUGCUCGAGUGGGUCACGACACACGGAUACGCCGUCAUGAUUGCCGGCGUCUUCAUGACGCUGCUGCUGCUCAACAACCUGGCGCUCAUUGUGUUUAUGGUGUGGGGCAAGCGCAUCCGCGCCUUCAUGGCCCGGACGUGGCUGGCCAAGGUGCACCGGAGCAGCAUCCGGGAGGUGGCUACGCAUUGAUUCUGGUUACGUGGGGGCGAUAUCAAGGGGCUACGCUGAGGGUAGGUAUGGAACGCACACGAUUGUUUGAGAUAUGGAUCAAUUUCUCCAAAGCAAAACCUGAGUUGGUCCGCUGAAUAGUUGCCUAAUUGCAUAGAAUCCACGCAAUCCUGAACGCCAAAGAAAUGCUACAGGUACAUGCCGAGACUGUCGGAUGCCCCCCACCGCCGAACGCCAUGUUUAUGUAGAUGAUGGAAGAAAAGAAAUAGAAAAAAGAAAUGGGUAUCAAAGAACAGGGAAGAAGAGAAGAAAAAUACAAAAGUCAGUAUGAUCACCAGCGGUCAUAAACACUGGAACCUUGACAGUGAGGCGCCCUGCCGUGGCUGACGAGACACUGCCUCCGCUUCUCCCACUCGGCGGCCGUG